UCUUAUAUUCCCUUCUCACUUCGCACCAUAUAACACCCUUUUCUUCUUCACCAUUUUUUCAUUCAAACUCUCAAAUUAAUUCAUUCCUCUCAUCAAUCAAUCUUCAAACAACUAAACCACUUAUAUUUAUCUAUGGAUCCAUUCGAGUCAAACAUAGAUUCAACUCAUUUAGAAACGUCGCAAGAAUCCAAUCACAAGAAACGCCGCAAAAUUGGACACCUCGACGGCGAUCAAAAUUCCCUAAAUCUUAUGCCGUGGAGAUCCCAGACAGACCAGAAUACCUACUCCCGAAAACUCGUUGAGGCUCUCCGCCGGAUUCGUUCACCGGAGACGACCAAACCUAGAACCGCCGGUCAAGUCCGCGACACCGCCGAUCGAGUCCUCGCCUCUACAGCUAAAGGAAGAACACGAUGGAGCCGUGCGAUUCUCGGCCGGUGGAAGAAGCUACGAAGACAUCACAGGAAAGUGAAGAAAGCAGCCACCGGAUUGAACAGAGCGGUGAUUGGGAGAGAGAGGACGAGACGGUUACCGGCUGUGCAGGUAAAAGCGCGCGUUCUAGGCCAGUUGGUUCCCGGUUGCCGGAAGGUUCCUUUACCGAAUCUUCUAGCAGAAACUACUGAUUAUAUAUCCGCCUUGGAGAUGCAAGUGCGUGCCAUGACAGCUAUCGUCGAGCUUCUCGCCGGAGGAACGUCGGCGGGACUUGCCGGUCAAGUGAUGAGGUGAUCCGCACGCGUUGUUUAGAGCCUAGGCUAUAUUGCGCCAGGUGUUACUUAAUUUUUUUUUCUUCUUCAUUUUUAUUGGUUUUUCACUUUUCAGAUUCAUGUAUUUUAUUAUCGUGUACAUUGUACAUGCCAUUUGCUUGUUCCUCUCUUUAAUUUCCACUAUCAUAACCUUUUCUUUCACCUCUUUUUUUCA
Cicer arietinum (chickpea) is the source of this 915-nucleotide messenger RNA. RefSeq names its product transcription factor bHLH149. Gene Ontology annotation, molecular function: protein dimerization activity. Lineage: Eukaryota; Viridiplantae; Streptophyta; Magnoliopsida; Fabales; Fabaceae. Gene Ontology annotation, biological process: regulation of DNA-templated transcription. The record is from RefSeq and is a predicted model, not a curated record.